Xiphias gladius (swordfish) is the source of this 2556-nucleotide messenger RNA. RefSeq names its product oxysterol binding protein-like 11 (gene osbpl11). Gene Ontology annotation, molecular function: sterol binding. Lineage: Eukaryota; Metazoa; Chordata; Actinopteri; Istiophoriformes; Xiphiidae. The record is from RefSeq and is a predicted model, not a curated record. Gene Ontology annotation, cellular component: intracellular membrane-bounded organelle; membrane; cytosol. The transcript has 13 exons. The coding region runs from base 313 to 2469 and encodes 718 amino acids.
UGGUCUCCUGCCAAAGCAGUAAAUAUCACGCGAGCUAGCAGGCAGCACAGGCUAACUAGGUACUCCCAGGUAUCAGCAGAGAAGACCAUGUCUUAUCAGCCCGUAUUAACUUAGCCAGUUAACAAUCCAGCAUCUGUAGGGUGUGUGGUGCGUUUCGAUAAGCGAUGAACCGACAGUCUUUCUCUUUAUUAUAAAGGCGGCUCGUAACUCUUGAAUCAAAUCUGUGGUGACUUAGCUUACCUAGCUUCCAAGGGUAGCCUAGCGCUAGCAAGCCUGAGUUAGCGUCUAAGGGUGCUUUCCUUGCUAGUCACUAUGCAAGCGGAAACCACAGCUUUAAGAAUCACGGAAAACGAAGGCAAGCUGGAUGUAUUUCCCCAGAACAGGACCCCAAGCUCGGGGAGAGCAAGUGCCAAAAGCUGGCAGUAUAGUGACCACAUGGAGAAUAUUGAUGGCUACUUGAUGAAAUACACCAACCUGGUGACAGGGUGGCAAUACAGGUUCUUUGUCUUAAACAAUGAGGCGGGCUUGCUGGAGUACUUUGUGAAUGAGCAGUCACGGCACCAGAAGCCCCGCGGCAUGCUCCCCCUGGCAGGGGCCGUCAUCUCCCCCAGUGACGAGGACUCGCAUACCUUUACUGUCAACGCCAUCAGCGGGGAGCAGUACAAGCUCAGGGCCACUGAUGCAAAAGAGAGGCAGCACUGGGUGAGCAGACUGCAGAUCUGCACACAACACCACACAGAGGCCAUGGGAAAGAGUAAUCCCCCACCCAAGUCCCGGAGCUACUCUAUGGCAUCUCAAGGCAGCGGCAGCUCACCGAUGUCCCUGCGCCGGCCCAGCCAAAACCCUGCCUCCUUAUUCGGCUGGUCGCAGGUCCACAAGGGCUCGUCGCUCUACUCCAGCAAAAGGUCCCUGCUGCCUGACCACCUAAUGGACGCCAGAGAGAUGAUGAGCCAGGCCCAGGGCCAGCACAGAGACCUGAUCCAGAGUAUUGAGGGCUUACCCGCAGCCCCCAGCCUCUCCCCUCUAGACCAGGAUCUGUUGAUGCUCAAGGCUACUUCCAUGGCUACCAUGAACUGCCUCAAAGAGUGCCUGCAUAUCCUACACCUACAGCAGGUGGCCAGACAGAGAGGCUCCCUGGGAGGACCGACCAUCGAGUGGCUGGAGCCCAAGCUGCCUGACCUCCUGAAGAACGGCAGCAGCUCCCUGGGUAGCUUCACAACAGGGGAGGGCCCGUUGGAGGGGAGCCGACUGGAGCUGAGCAGCCCCGAGUCCUGCAGCUUCUCUGGGGAACAGGAAGACAUAGAUGCGGAGGAUGAGGUGGAGGACUCCUUCACAGACAAGGAGGAGGACCUAGGUGCUGUGGAGGAGGAACGCAGCGUCAUCCUACACCUGCUGUCCCAGCUGAAGCUGGGCAUGGACCUCACGCGGGUGGUCCUCCCAACCUUCAUUCUAGAGAAGCAGUCUCUGCUGGAGAUGUACGCCGACUUCAUGUCACACCCAGACCUCUUUGUGGCCAUCACCGACGGCAGCAGCCCAGAGGACCGCAUGGUCCGGUUUGUGGAGUACUACCUCACCUCCUUCCACGAAGGCCGCAAGGGCGCCAUCGCCAAGAAGCCCUACAACCCCAUCAUCGGUGAGACCUUCCACUGCUCCUGGAAGGUACCCAAGGGACCAGAGGCCUCCAAAGAGCCCUCAGAGGGAUGCGCCGACCCGGCCGCCUCCCAGGACUCCUACCAAGUGCGCUUUGUGGCAGAGCAGGUGUCCCAUCACCCCCCUGUGUCUGGGUUUUACGCUGAAUGCCAGGAGAGGCGGAUGUGCGUCAACACGCAUGUCUGGACCAAAAGCAAGUUCAUGGGGAUGUCCAUUGGAGUAUCCAUGAUAGGUGAAGGUUGUCUGUAUUUGCUGGAGCAUGAUGAAGAGUACACCUUCACGCUGCCCUGUGCUUAUGCGCGCUCCAUCCCCACUGUUCCCUGGGUGGAGCUGGGCGGCAAAGUCAACAUCACCUGCGCCAAGUCAGGCUACUCAGCAGUCAUCACUUUCCAGACUAAACCCUUUUAUGGUGGCAAACUACACAAGGUAACAGCGGAGGUCAAGCACAACCCCACCAAUGCGGUGGUGUGUCGUGUGCAGGGCGAGUGGAACGGUGUUUUGGAGUUCAGCUACACCAGCGGAGAGACGAGGGUGGUAGACGUCACCAAGCUGCCUGUAACGAGGAAGCGCGUUCGGCCAAUUGAGAAUCAGGGACCAACUGAAUCCAGGCGUCUGUGGCAGCAUGUGACAGAGUCCUUGCGGCAGAAGGAUAUCGACAAAGCCACAGAGCACAAGAGGAUUCUCGAGGAGAGGCAGCGGACAGAGGAGAGGCACCGGGCUGAGACUGAAACAGCUUGGAGGACCAGGUACUUUGACAGAGAGGGUGAAGGCUGGAUUUAUCACAAACCACUUUGGAAAAACUCUGCAUUCAAAUCCUAGUUUCUUCAGUCUGUAUCUUGGAUGUUGAUAUUGUAGAUUCAGGAAUGUGUGUGUGUGCGUGCGUGUGUGUGCGUGCGUGUGUGUGUG